Brassica napus (rape) is the source of this 1051-nucleotide messenger RNA. Its product is annotated as protein SYS1 homolog. Gene Ontology annotation, biological process: protein localization to Golgi apparatus; Golgi to plasma membrane protein transport; Golgi to endosome transport. The record is from RefSeq and is a predicted model, not a curated record. Gene Ontology annotation, cellular component: Golgi membrane; trans-Golgi network. The transcript has 3 exons. Bases 317 to 775 code for a protein of 152 amino acids. Lineage: Eukaryota; Viridiplantae; Streptophyta; Magnoliopsida; Brassicales; Brassicaceae.
GGUGAUAGAUACCGAGAAAGGUUCCUUUUCUCUCUCUCUCUCUCUCUCUCUCUCUCUCUGCAAAAUCGUUUCGUAUGGAUCAUCGUACAUCGUCAUAAGAAGGAUCGAUCUGGCGCUAGCUGUACCGACUCAGCGGAUCCCUAUUCUAGAAUUCAGAAUUUUGUAGAUUACUUCCAUCAUCUUAGGUGCGUACGUUUUUCCGGGUGAUCGUCCGUCCGUUUGCAAUUAGUGGAAAAAAGUAGAUCUGGGAAUUGUUUAGAAAUUGCUUGUAGAUUUGAUAGCUUCGCACCAGUUUUAGAGGAUUCGUCAGCCAGCCAUGUUCUAUGGCACAGCAGUAUGGGACCCUUGGCUUAUCGUUGGCCAGAUUAUAUGCCUUCAGUGCUCAUUCUAUCUCUCUCUCGGAGUCUUCAUGAUCCUCUUUCUUGGCCUUCGUGUUCCUCGCCUUAGCCUUGUCUACUUCUUCGAUUACGCUACUCUCACUACUUCUACCGUCACCGGUUGGUGUGUCAUUGCCUCUUUCCUCUUCACUUCACUUGCAGGGGCUGUGUACAUGAUAUUUGUGGUGGAGCGAGCACGGAAAUGCCUAGAUUUCUCUGCGACUCUCUAUAUCAUACAUCUCUACUUGUGCAUCCUCAAUGGUGGAUGGCCUUCGUCUAUGGCAUGGUGGGUUGUUAAUGGCACGGGGCUUGCUGUUAUGGCUUUGCUAGCUGAGUACCUUUGCAUUAAACGCGAGCAGCAUGAGAUUCCUAUGGAUCGUUUCCAUUCCAGGGUUUGAUGGUUGGUGUAUCAAGAACAAGUGAUGUAUGUACAGAGAUGAGAAUUGGGCACUGAACAAGUUCAGCCAUGUUGGACCACGCUACCUCUGCCUGCAGCUUUUUUUUAGUCACUUUGAAAUUUUUAACACACGUUUCUUUGUUGCAUUUUCAAUUGUAUGGAAAAAAAACAAACAAACACCAUUAGACUCUCGAAUGAAUGUUUUAACGUUGCUUUGUGCGUGAACAGUUUGUUAUCGUCUCAUUCAUUUUUUUUUAUACUGGAUACUUGUCUCCAA